Culicoides brevitarsis is the source of this 2703-nucleotide messenger RNA. RefSeq lists its product as uncharacterized. NCBI's taxonomy places the organism in Eukaryota, Metazoa, Arthropoda, Insecta, Diptera, Ceratopogonidae. Bases 524 to 2437 code for a protein of 637 amino acids. The transcript has 4 exons. The record is from RefSeq and is a predicted model, not a curated record.
ACGCAGCAGACGUAAAUUUUCGGCUCAAUGUCACAACUAACCGUAGUUAACGUGGAAAAAAACGACAAAAAUUGAGUUUUAUCAACGCCGAUAAAACAGUUUUGACAUCUGUUUAACUGUAAAUUGAAUUUUUCAACAUUGAAUUGAAAAAAAAAGUCUUGUGAUACGCAAAUCAAUCGAUAAAUUGAUGAUUUUGUAUUUGCCGAGAGAAUUAUUUAAUGAUCAAAUAAUUGACGAAGAAGAAGUAAAUAACAAAAAAAAAGUGAAGAGAAAUAUAAAUCGAUAAAUGAAAGAAAUUAUGCUCUUGAGCACAUACGCGACCACUCAACAAGUCACAUCAUUAAGACAACAAGAGUAAAUAACGGUCGGUAGUGGCGUGGAAAAAAGUCAAGUGCCAAGUAUUUAGAACAAAGUUUCUUGCUACGAGGGCGAGAAAUGUAUCAUGCAAAAAUAAAUUGCAAUUAUUAUUAAAAAAAAAACAGGCAGAAAAAUAGUUGAUUAAAGUUUGAAAGGAGGGUGCAACAUGAAUUUGCGCCACCUGGUACGCAGACGGAAUAUAUGCGGUGCAAUCCUGCUAAUUUGUGGAUAUUACGUCAUCACGAAUAUUCAUGAGGCGUCGCAAGAUGUAGCGCAGAACCGUGAGAAAAUACACAUGAUUGAAGAAUCGAUUAGAUCGUUAGCGAAUCAAGGGCCAUGCAAAUUGCCACAAUUGGAGUUAAAUCCACCCGAGUUGAUGGGAUUUUACAAGGACGAAGAUCCGAUAAUUUGCAAUCCGGAGGACAGUGAUUGGGUUGAAUGUAGUAAAACCAUGUGUUACAUCAAACAACCCGUGAUCCACAAAGAAGGCUCCAUCACCUGCGACUUUUACGACAUCCUUCGUGUAGACGACUUCAAAUACCGCUUUAGCGAUGCGACUCGCAGUCAAACUUCCUACCAACUAAAAAACUCGGAUUUCGUCAAAGCCAAAUGCUGGUCAUCGAACGGCAACAAAUGGGAAGGCAAAUUAUUCGGAAUCCGCGAAGGAGUCGCUCCAAGUCGCAAAUUAUGGAGUGUCGAGCCACGUUUCAACGUCUUAAUGUUCGGCUUUGAUUCCUUGAGUCGUCUCGCUUUCAUGCGAAAAUUGCCCAAAACCUACGAAUUUUUGACGGAAGAACUUGGGGGACUCGUUCUCGAGGGCUACAACAUAGUCGGCGAUGGCACCCCACAAGCUUUGAUUCCAAUUCUCACGGGAUUUACGGAGUUAGAGUUGCCGGAAACGCGUCGCCGCAAGAAAAAUUCCGAAUAUGUGAAUGUUUAUCCGUUCAUUUGGAAGGAAUAUCAGGAGUACGGUUACGUGACGUCAUUCAAUGAGGAUGUUCCGAGUGUCGGGACCUUUUCGUAUCGCUUAAAUGGCUUUUUGGAGCAACCCACGGACCAUUACGAGAGACUUUAUUACUUGGCAAUCAACGACGAGCUGCGUUCCCAUAAGAGACUUUGUGUGGGAAGCAAGCCGCGACAUCGUGUGAUGCUCGAUUACACGAAACAAUUCAUGCAAAAGUACUCCGAGACACCCAGAUUCGUUUUUAGCUUCCACGGCGAACUUUCGCAUGACUCCAUAAACCUCGUGGGCCUCGCAGAUGACGAUUCGCGACAAUUUCUGCGAGAACUUCGGGAUUCCGGCGUCCUUGACGACACAAUUUUAAUUUUCAUGGCGGAUCACGGAAACCGAUUUGCGGAUAUUCGAAACACUUUGCAAGGCAAACAAGAGGAAAGACUGCCGUUCUUCAGUUUUGUCUUCCCCGACAAGUUCAAGGAGCUCUACAAGGACGAAUUUAGCAAUUUCAAGGCGAACGUGAAGCGUCUCGUGACUCCGUUUGACAUUCAUGCGACCUUGCAGGACAUUCUUCGGCUGGAAACGAAGAAACCCAUCCAGAAACCCUUUGAAUCGCGGGCAAUUUCACUUUUUAAGAAAAUCCCGCAUGACCGAUCAUGCGCCGAUGCCUACAUCGAGCCUCAUUGGUGCGCUUGUCUCAAUUGGCGCCAAAUCGAUACCUCCGAAGAAGACGUGCUGCGAGCCUCGAACGCAAUUAUUGAGCGAAUGAACAAUUUUACGCACAGUUUUCGCUCACUUUGUGCCAUUCUCGAGCUGGCGGAAGUAAAAUGGGCUUCAAAGCUUGAACCGCACACGAAUCUCAUUAAAUACAAGAAAAAUGCGGAUGCGGAUGGCUUUUUGGGGGAUUUUAGUUCCGAUACGAAGGUCGCCAAUGAGAUGUAUCAAGUGAAAAUUGUUACGCGACAAGGCGGCGGCAUCUUCGAGGGCAGCGUCGUGCAUAAUUUGCAGAAAAAUGCGUUCGAAGUGAAAAUUAGUGACAUUUCGCGCAUCAACAAGUACAACGAUCAGGCGCAGUGCAUCAUGGAUUUGAAUCCGGAAUUGAGGAAAUUUUGCUACUGUAAAUAAAUCCGAGAGGCUCCAAACGUAGAAAUAAGUCAAAGUCUAGUCCGCGCGUGUAAAUACGUUCCUUUUAUGUUGUAAGACAAAAUGCUUAGUGCGCUCUGAGAGAGCUCGAUGUUCUUUAGCCAAAUUUUGUGUGUAGUUAACUCGAUUUUUAGCGAUAAGAAUUUAGAUUUUUUAACGUAAAAUGCUUAAAGCUAUAAAGAAAUAGCAAUUUUUUUUUUAGAAAAAAAAAUAUUUCAAAACAAGCCAAAAUUUAUAAGAGAUAAGUU